GGGAGCGGGGUUUGCAGUCAGGUGUCUAAAGGCGGUCUCUCGGCAGCGGACUGGAGCUCUCCGCCUUCUUCUGGGGGCCGGGCCGGACCCGCUCCGCCCCAGCCAGGUGUCCGUCGGGUCCCAGGUGCCCGCCGGGUCUCUGAGAUUCCGGUGCCGCUGGCCUGUGCAGCGGGCCAGCAGCGAUGGAGAACCACCCCGAGUGCACUCCUCUCUCCGAGUCCACACAGCUCCCCAGCUCGGCCAGGGAGCCCGAGGUGGUGCCACCCGGCGACUCAGAGGGCGGCGCCCGGCCCCUAGACACGGUCCCCAAGAAACUCUGUGGGUAUUUAAGUAAGUUUGGCGGCAAAGGGCCCAUCAAGGGCUGGAAAUGCCGCUGGUUCUUCUACGACGAGAGGAAGUGCCAUCUGUACUAUUCGCGCACCGCUCAAGAUGCUAACCCCUUGGACAGUAUCGACCUCUCCAAUGCGGUCUUUGACUGCAAGGCGAACGCUGAGGAUGAGGGCACUUUCGAAGUCAAGACUCCCAACCGGGUUAUUACCCUCAAGGCCGCCAACAAACAAGUGAUGCUGUACUGGCUACAGCAGCUGCAGAUGAAGCGCUGGGAGUUCCACAACAGCCCGCCUGCACUUCCUGUCGCCCCUGCUGCCGGCCUGUCUGGGAACGUACCCACCCUACACCUCAAGCUAGAACAAGAGGAGGAGGAGCUGGAGGAGUUCCUGUGUCCUGUGAAAACACCCACCGGCCUUGUGGGUGCAGCAGCUGCCUUGCAGCCUGUCCCUGCCAUGCCUUCAGCCCUUCAGAACAUCUCCCUGAAGCAUCUGGGAACGGAAAUACAAAAUACCGUGCACAAUAUCCGUGGCAACAAGCAGGCCCCGACCAUGGGCCACGGACGACUAGUGGGAGAGUCUUCACAGGGUGUGGAAUCUCAAGGCGGGGAGCAGCCCUUGAUCUCGGACCCCAGCACUCCAGGAAAAGAGCCGGAGGAUCCUCCCAAGCCUGCACCCAGGUCCUCACUGCCCUCCAGUCCCAUGCAGAAACCUAAGCGACAAAGCAAUACUUUCCCAUUCUUUUCCGAUGGGCUGGCUCGGAGCCGCACAGCCCAGGAAAAGGUGGUGGCCUUGGAACAGCAGGUGCUGAUGCUCACCGAGGAACUGAAGUCACAGAAGGAGCUGGUGGUGAUCCUACACAAGGCUCUGGAGGCUGCCCAGCAAGAGAAGCGAGCAUCCAGUGCGUACCUGGCAGCCGCUGAAGACAAGGAUCGGCUGGAGCUGGUCCGCCACAAGGUGCGGCAGAUCGCAGAGCUGAACCAGCGGGUGGAGAAUCUAGAGCAGGAGCGAGAGCGCCUGGUGCAUGAGGCCGGCCUGCUGGAACAACAGGUGCAGGCGCUUCAGCAGCAUGUGCAGCUACUCAUGGAUAAGAACCAGGCCAAGCAGCAGGUCAUCUGCAAGCUCUCCCAGAAGCUCACCCAAGACCUCGAACAGCCAGACCAGCCUGCCAGUGCUGCCAAUGGUGACUUCCUGAGCCAGCAGGAGAGAAUGGAGCACCUGAAGGAUGAUAUGGAAGCGUAUCGGACCCAGAACCGCUUCCUCAACUCCGAGAUCCACCAGGUCACCAAGAUAUGGAGGAAGGUGGCAGAGAAGGAGAAGGUCCUGCUGACCAAGUGCGCCUACCUCCAAGCCAGGAACUGCCAAGUCGAAAGCAAGUACCUGGCCGGGCUGCGGAGGCUACAGGAGGCAGUGGGGGCCGAGGCUGGUGACUUUCCUGAGCUGCUGCGGCAGCUGGUCCAGGAGGCACUGCAGUGGGAAGGAGAGGCCUCGGACAGCAUGGAGCUGAGCCCCAUCAGUGAGUAUGAUGAGUAUGGCUUCCUGACGGUGCCGGACUAUGAGGUGGAAGACCUGAAACUACUAGCCAAGAUCCAGGCCUUGGAGGUGCGUUCCCACCAUCUGCUGGCCCUCGAGGCUGUGGAGCGGCCACUACAGGAGCGCUGGGCUGCCCUGACGGAGCUCAUGCCCUCAGCGGAGCUCAAGCAGCUGCUGCGGGCGGGUGUGCCCCGGGAGCACCGUCCACGUGUCUGGAGGUGGCUGGUCCACCGCCGUGUCCAGCACCUGCACUCUCCAGGCUGCUACCAGGAGCUCCUGGCCCGGGGCCAGGCAUGUGAGCACCCUGCCGCCCACCAGAUCGAGCUGGACCUCAACCGGACCUUCCCCACCAACAAGCAUUUCACCUGCCCCACCUCCAGCUUCCCCGACAGGCUCCGUAGAGUGCUCCUGGCCUUCUCCUGGCAAAACCCCACCAUCGGCUACUGCCAAGGCCUGAACAGGCUGGCGGCCAUCGCCCUGUUGGUCCUAGAGGAUGAGGAGAGUGCUUUCUGGUGCCUGGUAGCCAUUGUGGAGACCAUACUGCCAGCUGAGUACUACAGCAAGACACUGACAGCCUCUCAGGUGGACCAGCGGGUGCUCCAGGACCUCCUCUCAGAGAAGCUGCCCCGUCUGAUGGCGCACCUGGGGCAGCACCACAUAGACCUCUCCCUCAUCACCUUUAACUGGUUCCUCGUGGUCUUUGCCGACUCCCUCAUCAGUGACAUCCUCCUGCGAGUCUGGGACGCCUUCCUGUAUGAAGGGACAAAGGUGGUGUUCCGCUAUGCCCUGGCCGUCUUCAAGUACAAUGAGGAGGAGAUCCUGCGUCUGCAGGACAGCCUGGAGAUCUACCAGUACCUGCGUUUCUUCACCAAGACCAUCUGCGACAGCCGGAAGCUCAUGGGCAUCGCCUUCAAUGAUAUGAACCCCUUUCCCAUGAAGCAGCUGCGGCAGCUGCGGGCAGCCCACCGGGAGAGGCUGGAGGCUGAGCUUCGGGAGCUGGAACUGCUGAAAGCAGAGUACUUGGAGAGGCGGGCCUCCAGGGGCAGAGCAGUGCCCGAGAGCUGUCUCAGCGAGGAUGAGGGGGAAGGUGAUGGCUGACCUGCCUCUCGGCUCCCCGAGGCCGUUCUUACCUUUGCCGGCAGGAUCCGAGAAUACAGGCAUGGGCCAGAGGUCUGUGUGACCCUGGAGAAGGCCCUUCUCCUCGCUGGAUCUUAGUCUCCCUACGGACACUGCUUGCUGUGAAGCCAUUGGUCGGAGUCACUCUGCGUCUCCCAGGCUUGCCAGCCUGUACCACAACACCACAGAGCACUUUACCAUGGAGGGAGGCGGGGUACACUCCGGGUCACCUGGAGCAUUCUCUGAGGCAUGACUGUCUCCCUUUGGUUUGGGUUUGGUCUUUUGAGACCGGGUUUCAUGGAGCUCAUGCUGGCCUCAUACUCCUAUGUAACUGAGCCCGGCCUUGACCUUUCCUGCUCUUCCUGUCUGAGGCCUGUUGGCACAGACAGCUUUAGGACAGAUGCAUUCUCAUUACCAGUACUCCUGGGCAGGCCGAGGGUCAGGGAAUGCUCCCACUGGCACCCUCUGGCUCAGGGUCUUGGUCACCAUUCUUGUGGCACUCCAAAUUCAGGGCCUACAUUUCCAGGGCCUCUGUCUCUCUGGGCACAGCCCCUCUGAAGUGCCACCUGACCCGUGUUGAGACCACCCUGCUCGACGGGACUGUUUCUGGAGCCUCAUGCCUGAGCCUUCCCUUUUGUUUACAGCCCACUGGGGACAUCCCAGGGGAAACCCCUCCCUGCCACCCUGAGAAACUUGUUGGGGACAGGACAGUGGGUCCCAAACAGCCAUCCACUCUGACACACCCGUCUUGUGGGGCCAACAGGGCAGGGUUGGGAGAGCGGGCGGGGCUGCAGCCCACCUGGCUGGCAGAGCGAGUUGAACAGUUUUAUGGCCCAGCGUAGCCCUGUUCCUCGCGUUCUUCCUGGUCUUUUCAGCUGAGGGCCACCCCGUGUGUCCUCCCUACCUAGGACAAAGGCUUAAAGGGGUACAAGGGUCCAUAUCUCAGUGAACCCGCUGCCAUCAGAGCCUUGAGCGUGGCUCUCAGAGGGUGGGGGUGGACUGGGGGGAGCUGUAGUCUCUGUGGAGGCUGUUAUGGAAACUCCCAAAGUCAAGGCUCCCGUGGAGCUGGGACAGCACCUAUUGUAGUACAGGCCCUGUCAGCCCUGAGAGCCAUGGUGUGAACCUGAAGGCUUGGCAUGCCUGGUACCCAGAGUGUCUCUGUCUGUCUAUUGUGUCUC
Messenger RNA from Onychomys torridus (southern grasshopper mouse), 4153 nucleotides. RefSeq names its product TBC1 domain family member 2 (gene Tbc1d2). NCBI's taxonomy places the organism in Eukaryota, Metazoa, Chordata, Mammalia, Rodentia, Cricetidae. The record is from RefSeq and is a predicted model, not a curated record. Bases 183 to 2957 code for a protein of 924 amino acids. The transcript has 13 exons.